Molecule: messenger RNA, 21783 nt
Organism: Podarcis lilfordi (Lilford's wall lizard)
Lineage: Eukaryota; Metazoa; Chordata; Lepidosauria; Squamata; Lacertidae
Source: the annotation of a GenBank genome assembly
AAGAACCAAGGCAAAUGCAGCACACCUUUACAUACCUGGCACGGGGCCGCGUUAAACAAGGGGAGCGAUUUUAAGGCCGGCGCAUCAGACGCUCUUUUGCGCAGACGAGCGUCUCGAAACCCGACGCUGCGUUGCGCGAGUUUCGACCCAAAGCGCAAAAAAAAAAAGAAGAGGAGGGAAACGAGAAGUUGAAAGUAAGGCCUUAAAAAGUGAAGUGCAACUUGCCAACUUGGCUCCUCCCGAUUCCUGGGUUGUCAACACGCGCCCGCCCUUCGCCCCAUUCAGACGUGCGCGUAUGACGCGUUUCUUUUUUUUCCCCCUCGCGAAAGCGGGCUCUCGGUGGAUCAGGUAGGUGAGGGGGGAAAGAGGCGGCAAAGGCCCGUGAAGGGCGAGAGGGUCCGUUGGGCUCUCCGAACGACCCCGCGCAGCAGACGCCGGAGCCGGCAGAGCCCCGAGCCUCCGGCGCCCGCUUCCUCUCAGCCCGGCAGUGGCGGCGGCGACGCCCGCCUCUCGCUUACCCGGAAUCCGGAGGCAGAAGCCGGCGAGGGGCGAGCGGGGUUUGCCCAGCGAGGGAAGAGCUUCAGGCGGAAUCCAUAGUCUAAAGACCCCCCUCUCUCGACCCCUCAGACGAAGCAGCGGCGGAAAUCCCGCCCCGGGCGGAGAACGCGCCCACGCAUAGGCGGAGAGGGAGAAGCGGGCGGCGGGGAUUGGCCGCUCCCGGAUGCCCGUCGCAGGGGGGCGGAGGGUGUUUUGCGCACGGAUGCUCGCACGUGACGGCCGCCGGAGGGGGCGGGGCCCGCAGGGAGGAGGGAGGAGGAGCAGGGAGGAUGCGGCGGCUGGUCCUGGCAGGAGGCGAAAUGGGGGUGAGGGCGGGUGGCCUCAGGAGCGUAGCUGUCAACUUUUCCCUUUUCUUGCGAGGAAUCCUAUUCGGAAUAAGGGAAUUUCCCUUAAAAAAAAUGGAAACGUUGACAGCUAUUCUCAGGAGCCUGUAUUAAAGCAAAAUGAUGGCAUAAAUUUACUUAGGUCAUUUGUUCUAUAUACGAUAUUAUGUGCUGGAAUGAACCAGUUGCAAGCGACAGCAGAGCCUUUGAGCAUGUGCAGAGUGGUUUUGUUUUGGUUUUGCCCUCAUGAAGACAACCAUCAGGAAGCCACGCUGGUCCCUCGACAAUGCAUGGGAUGGAAGCCCUUCUUGCAGGUGGGAAAAGGUGGCUUAAGAUGCAAAGAAAGAAAGAAAGACGCACCUUUCGUGACAAAGCAAAUAAGUGAGAGGCAAUUGUUGAAGAUGCUUGAAGUGCCGAAUAAGGGAUGGGAGUACUGGUAGAGUUUUGUGCCGGGAAAAACGCUGAGCGCUAAUAAUAUAAAGGAAAACAAGCCAAUGAGAGCUUCUAAUAAGAGGAAACAGAUCUCUGCAAGAUGGAAGAUACACAUAUUGUGCAGGGUGGGAAGCAAAAGGAAAGAAGCUCCGUGUGGUUUGGGAGUAGGAAAGAGAGAAAAGAUGCUGCAAAAUUAAGACUUCUAUUAUACAUCUAUUCUACAUCUACAUCCACCCCAGUUGGAUGUAGAUAUGACUGAAUAACAUUUGAUGUCUACUCUGAAGUUAUGCAAGAAUAGUCUAUGAUUCUCAUGCUAGCACUUUUCCGUAUGAAGCCCUUAGAAAUGAUGUACGAAAUGUAGCAGGAGGGGAUAAAUGACUUUUUCUUCUUUUCUUUCCAUGCCUACCAGUCAUACAAGAGGCUUUUAGGCAAGCUGUUACUAAACUUCCUUAGGUUCUCUCUCACCCUUAGACGGGAGUGAUUUCUGGGGAUCCAAGGUACAUACUUUGGAGACCAGAGAGCAUAUAGCUUACCUUGGCUUUCCCCAAUCCCAAAAUGGCUCCCAAAUAGUCUAGGCAAACAAAGGUUUAAAAUAACCCUUUGAGGCUGAUACAAAUGCACCCAAGACCAAUUUAAUGAAGCUUAUUAAUAAUAAAAGACGGUAAGAAGACAAAUGGAAGUGACAAAAUGUUGCAUCAGGAAAAUAAUAAAGAAAAUGUUUUUAGUCUAUUUUGCCUGUAGUAGCUACUUGCAAACCAACCUGGUCUCCUCACAUGUAACAUAGCAAUGUAGAUGCUCAAGUUGAAGGGCAAGGUGUUGCUCAGCAUUUCACUUGCAGAAAAAUACCUCUGGAUACAAGCCACUAUAUCUGCAUAAUGUGAGGCCCUUUUCAACGCAGCUGUUUCUAUGAAAUCAGUUCACACCACAGGAUGAAGAAGACAGGCUUUGCCCAAUCUAUUGCUUGAAUCAAGGAAGGGAGCUUCCUUCCUCUUUCACUGCCAGAUAUAACUCUGCUCCAGUUACCAGUUGCCGUGUGACUGCAGAACAGUUGAAGUACAUUCUGAGUAAAAGAUCACAUGCCAUUGUUAUUACCAUAUCACUCCUUAGUCCUCUGACUUUCCCGUGGUGUGAACUGAUUUCAUAGAAAAGCAACAGCUCAGUUGAAAAGGGCCUUACAUUAUGCAGAUAGGGUGGCUUGUAUCCAGAGGUAUUCUUCUGCAAGUAAAGUGUGUUUCCAUCCCCAAUAGUUGGAGCCUUCAAAUUUACACUAAGCCCCUUGAGCCACAGCACCCACUAAAAAGUUGAUGUUGCGGGAGGGGGAGAUCCUCUGAUACAUUAUGCAAUGUGGUACGGAGGCAGCAGUAGACAGGUGGAUUGUUGAAAAUAGGGAAGCCAGCCUUGUGUCAGCAGAUGUGUUUUCUGUUUUUGCCAAAGCAUUUUUUCCCCAUUCAAGACAUUGUACUUGGUAUGACAGCAAUUUAUAAUUCUGUUGGAUAUAUUGGUGCUGCCCAUCAACAUGUUUAAGUGAUCGUUCAGUUUUGGUGAAGAAAUUAAUAGUAUACAUAGAAGUUCACAUUUGGUGUUACAGUUGUCAGAUGAUAAAGGAAACUUGUACAAACCAGCCUGAUGACAUUUUAAAUGCCAUUGGUCUUUCAGGGUGUGACUGUGUGGUUAGGGCCCGAUUCUUGCACCACCAGCAAUUGCAGAAAGAGACUAACAGGCGACAGAUGUAGGCUGUUAUUGAUCCUGGCAGUGAUAACAAAGUUGCGUGAAGGUUAUCUGACUACUCCUUGAUUGUUACAUAGCUUUUCGGCAUAAAUAGAGGUGUGUCAGUAAGCAUUUACAUUUUCUGAUUCGGUUCUUGGAGGCAAAACCUACAUUGGGCAGAACUUUAGUAGCAAAAGAGUACUAUGCUUGAAUGUAGAAGAUCUGAAUUCAGUCCUAGAAAAGGAGAAACGCCAUGGCAUAUAGUAUAUAUAUAUAUAUGGAAAGGCAAUAUUCUCAGUAGCCCAUCUGUUAAAAAAACAUAAAAACAGACAAAUAGGGCCUUGUAACAAAAUAAUGUGUCGUAUCUGUGGUGUGUGUGUGUCUGUGUUCAGAUGGCAUUUUAUUCCAUCUUCUUUUUUUUAAAAAAAAAAGAUAUUUAUUAAAAUUUUCAAAAUAUUACAAAAUGAAAAAAGAAAAAAGAAAAAUACAAAAUAAAAGUAGUUAAAAACAACUCAAUCUUUCCGUUACUUAUCUUUCAUUGGCUUGUUUCCCGGACCUCCUCGCGCCUCCCUUUUUUGUCUUCCAAUUCGGUUUGUUAGUUCAGCAAAUCCUUCCCCUCUUUGUUUAUCCUAGUCUUUAAUCUUAAAAUAUUAUGACAUUGAAUUUUAACCUAUUAAUAAUCCAUUUUCAUAUUCCCUUAUAAUAUUACAGCUAAAAACCACUUAAUUUCUAUCCAACAUCAUUCUAACAUUCAUUAAUUUUGCAAUAUUUCUGUAGAUAGUCUUUAAACUUUUUCCAAUCUUCUUCCACCGACUCUUCUCCCUGGUCUCGGAUUCUGCCAGUCAUUUCCACCAAUUCCAUAUAGUCCAUCACCUUCAUCUGCCAUUCUUCCAGGGUGGGUAGAUCUUGUGUCUUCCAGUACUUUGCAAUAAGUAUUCUUGCUGCUGUUGUGGCAUACAUAAAGAAAGUUCUAUCCUUCUUUGACACCAAUUGGUCGACUAUGCCCAGGAGAAAGGCCUCUGGUUUCUUCAGGAAGGUAUAUUUAAAUACCUUUUUCAAUUCAUUAUAGAUCAUCUCCCAGAAAGCCUUAAUCCUUGGGCACGUCCACCAAAGGUGAAAGAAUGUACCUUCAGUUUCUUUACAUUUCCAACAUUUAUUAUCGGGCAAAUGAUAGAUUUUUGCAAGCUUGACUGGUGUCAUGUACCACCUGUAUAUCAUUUUCAUAAUCUUCUCUCUAAAGGCAUUGCAUGCCGUAAACUUCAUACCUGUGGUCCAUAACUGUUCCCAGUCAGCCAUCAUUAUGUUAUGUCCAAUGUCUUGUGCCCAUUUAAUCAUAGCAGAUUUCACCGUUUCAUCCUGAGUAUUCCAUUUCAACAGCAAGUUAUACAUCUUUGAUAAAGUCUUAGUUUUGGGUUCUAACAGUUCUGUUUCUAAUUUUGAUUUUUCCACCUGGAAGCCAAUUUUCUUGUCCGAAUUAUAUGCCUCCAUUAUCUGAUAAUAAUGAAGCCAAUCUCGCACUUUAUUUUUUAGUUUCUCAAAACUCUGCACAUCUUCACAAUGUUUCCUUACCUGUUCAUAUUCACAUUUCACAUGAUUUUUCAGACAAAUAAAAGCCGCCUCUGGGAAUCUACUGGCAUCUAGUGAAUGUGCAUUGCUUAUUUCUGUGCUAACUGUUACUAGACAAAAAUCCAAUGGCAACCCCAUUGGCUCAGAAAAAUGCUGGAAUGUUGCAUUGAUUAAAUUUGGGUCUGAAUAUUGGCAUACAGUUUUUCCUGCCAUUUAAAAUUUAGCAGAACAUGGAGUGAUCAAAAAGCCUCCAUUCCGUAACACAACAACUUACUGCAAUACAAAAGGAACAUUAGACAUCAGGUGGAGGAAGGCUGCUCUCGAAGUACCAGCUAGCUUACUAUUGCAGGAAUUGUUAGCCGCAAAAAUAUUUUCAGUUUAAGAUACAAAACAGAGGAUUUGCUGUGUUGCCCUGUUGCAGCAAAACCAACUAAGAGUCUGGUGUACAGACAAGUUGUCAAGCAUUUCAAUUGGCUCUGAUUAUAUUUUAUACAUUUAAAAUUUAAACAUAUGCAUGCCUCUUGAAUUCCAUUGCCAUUUGGCCAUAUGAUGAUGACACUGAUUUAUUACAGUUAUCAGUCACUUUGUACCAAAAAAAAGUCUCAAAGCGACUUGACAGGAUAACAUGCAACAAAUAAAAGCAAUUUAAAACCAGGAAAAAAAGCAAUGAACAAUACAAAAUACAUAAAAAGCUGAUCUAGCGACAUUAAUAAGGACAUGUCCUUCCUACCCCACGAAAAGAUGGGUACCACCAUAGGCCUAAUGACCUGAAGCCUGAGCAAGCAAAAAGGUCUUAGAAUGGCACCUGAGGACUGACAAGGAUGGCACCAGGUGCUUCUCCCUGGAGAGAGCAUUCCACAGACGGAGUGAAAUACUAUGAAAUACUAAAGAAAGCCCAUUCUUAUGCAGCUACCUCUGCAUCUCCUUUGAGUAGCCUUCUGAGGGCACACGGAGAAGAAAACAUUUCCCACCUCUAUUCUCAUAAGUGCAUCUGCAAGCAUCCAACUAGGGAUAACAUGUCACACACCUAAUGGUGGGCUCUAGUCCACGAAAGCUUUUGCCACAAAAGAUUUGUUAGUCUUUAUGGUGCCAUAAGUGAUGUAUGGAAGUGAGAGCUGGACCAUAAAGAAGGCUGAUCGCCAAAGAAUUGAUGCUUUUGAAUUAUGGUGCUGGAGGAGACUCUUGAGAAGAUCAAACCUAUCCAUUCUUAAGGAAAUCAGCCCUGAGUGCUCACUGGAAGGACAGGUCGUGAAGCUGAUACUCCAAUACUUUGGCCACCUCAUGAGAAGAGAAGACUCCCUGGAAAAGACCCUGAUGUUGGGAAAGAUGGAGGGUACAAGGAGAAGGGGAUGACAGAGGACGAGAUGGUUGGACAGUGUUCUCGAAGCUACUAAUAUGAGUUUGACCAAACUGCGGGAGGCAGUGGAAGACAGGAGUGCCUGGCGUGCUGUGGUCCAUGGGGUCACAAAGAGUCGGACACAACUAAACGACUAAACAAACAAACAUGGUGCCAUUAAGACAUGCCUUUCCCAAACUUGAAAGCGUAUGAAAUAACACAGGGAUAUUAAUAAAUGGUUCUUUGCCCAGUUCUCAUGCACUUGCUUUUCAGAUACCUAUAGUUUCAAGCUAUUAAGCUGUCUGAUCCUUGUUGGGGGGGGGGGAGGGGACAGUACAGUUGGCUUCUGAUCCAAACUGGUGGAGCUGACUUAUAAAGUUGUUAUGGUAACAUGAGUGCCGAGAUUAGAUUUAUUUACAGAAAGUGCGAAGGCUACCAUAAGCAAUAAAAUAAACACCAGACUCACUUAUGUUCUGGCGCUCUGUGGUUUGAGAAGUGCUUGUUGAGCAAAUACGACUAGCUUGGAACAUGCAUGCACAUGCUGAAUGCUUGCUUCCACUUGCCUUGAUCAAUACGUGGUUUGCUGGUUUAAUUAAGUUUACGGGUUGGAAAAGGGAACAUUUUUUUUUGCUGUUCAGUGCAGCCUGGGAAACAAAUUCCACUCAUUGUUUCCUGCAGGGUCUACACUGCCUGCUUGAGCCUGGUUUUCCAGGCUGCCUUUUAGCUUUUGGGAGGCGGGGGCAGGGUGGGAUGUGCACAUUUUGCUUGGAUGUUUACAGCCUGCUUUAAAUAGUUUUUUCUUUUGCCUCCAGUGCGGAGAUAAGAUUUGCAUCUGACAUGGAAUUUGAUGGAGUAGAAAGACGUUGGAGGCAUUUCUAAAAAGCUUUUUUUUUUUCCAAAAUGAGGAUUUUCGUCGCUUUUGAAGGACUUUGGGAAUCCUUCGACAUUUCAUCAGAGAACACAGUGAAAGAUCUAAAACUGAUGAUAAAGGUAAGGGCUUGGCCAAGUUGCUUCGUUCUCUAUUAUUUUGAUUUUAAGUGCUUGUGAGAAUCUGAAUCAGAUAAUAUCCAUUGCCAAAAUGAAACUUCUAAGGAAGGUCUUCCUACGCGCUAGGUUCUUUUAAAAAAAAAGGAGAGUUCAAAUUUAAUGGAAUUGUCUUCGUUGUAUUUCAUUUCAAGAGUCUGGUUUAAAUUUAUAUUAUUCGUUUUUAUAUUAGAGUAUAAUAUUUUACAUUUUAAUCCAUCUGAUUAGGGCUGCAUAUACACCAUACAUUUAAAGCACAUGACUUUAAAAUAUUGGGAACUGUAGUUUUUAAGGGUGCUGGGAAUUUAUCCCUGAGGGGUUAACUACAGUUCCCAUAAUUCUUUUUGGAAGAAGUUAUGUGCUCUAGAUGUGCAUUAAAUAUAUGGUGUGAAUGUGACCUCAGCUUCACUAGGUAGUUUUGAAUCUGCAUAUAUUUUCACAAGAGAUGGUUAGUAUAGUCUCUUUGAGUGAUCAAAGCUGAGUAGACAAACUUAAAUAACUAAGUGCUUUGCUGUCUUGUAAGGUUCAGCUAAACCCUUCCAGUUGCAGUAUGCAAAAGAGAAAAUUUAAAUUUGUGUACAAGGAUUUAUGUAUUUUGGCACAACCACCAAACACAUUUGAGGGGGGCUUCAGAUUCACUCCAGGGCACCGUAAGUCGAUAUGAAACAAGACAAAAUAAAAAUACAGUUCAAUAUGCUUUAAUUUACCAGAGUUUUUAUUCAUUUUUACUAUUAAGUAUGUCCCCUUGAAUUAUAAGGCACUUAUCCUCAAGUAAGUGUGCAUAGGAUUGCAACCCAAACACGUUUACGGUCCAAUAGUAUGAAUGUUUACUUGCAAGUAUAUCCCACUGAAUUCAAAAGGGCUCUUGUUCUCCAUCAGGGAAAUAAAACUGAGAUAGAUAGAUAUAUUUUAAAGCCUAUUAUAACCUCAAGCCAUGAAGAACAGCAUGAGAGAACCUGGUCCUGGUAAACAGAGCACAGGAUCUGGCACUGAGUUGGGAUAAGCAGCUUGUGGCCUCCCAGAUGUUAUCGGGCUGCAACUACCAUCUUCACUGACUGUUGACCAUGCUAGCUGGGGCUGAUGGGAGUUGGAGUCCACUGGCGUCGGGAAGGUUGCCGGCUGCCCACCCCACACUAAGUGUCCCCCUAAUGCAAUGGGACCCCUUACACCAGUGUUUCUCAAACUUGGAUCUCCUGCUGGUUUUGGGCUACAACUCCCAUCAUCCCUAGCCAGCAGGACCCGUGGUCAGGGAUGAUGGGAAUUGUAGUUCAAUAAAGAGCUGGGGACCCAAGUUUGGAAAACACUGCCUUACAGUCUCUAGUACUGGGCUCAGGCACUGCCUCCUGUACUGAAGCAACAAGUCAUCGUCAAAUGCCUAUGUGGCUAGUCCACAUAGCUGCGGAGGAGGCAAGGAUGGUGAGGGGGUGGGAUCCACAUAAACAAUUAAUUCCCAUUUUAAUAGGAAGCUGGCAUUAUAUGGAGUCCCACAGUGGUCCAUUUAGCUCAGCAUCAUCUACACCAAGGUGGAGAACCUCGGGUCCGGCGACCAACUGUGUUCCUCCAGACCUUUCUGUCUGGCCCUCUGGGCUGUGACAACCCCUUGUUUGCAAGGGUUAGGAUGCAAGUCUGCUGUGCAAAGGUCCAAGUCACAUCCAUGGCUCCACCCACUUCUGCCUCUCGCCCUGCCCACUGCCGCAAUGCGGCCCCCAGAAAGUUGCCUGCCAGGGAAGGUGGCCCUUGUCUACACUGACUGUCAGUGAGCCUCUGAUUUUUUAGACAGAGAUGCCAGGAACUGAGCCUGGGAAAGGUACUUUGCCACUUCACAAUAGGCCUUCCCUGUAGCUCCCUCAGUGGUGGGUAUUGACUUGAACGCUAACAGGUUAUUUGCCCUCGAUGGAAGUGUUUACGACUUGCUCUAAAAUAAUUAUUUCCUCCCCCUUUAAGGAUUAUUUUCACGUUCCUCUCUCAGAAGAUAAGCAAGGCAGGCGGUAUUUGGAGCUAAUUUAUGCAGGAGCAGUGUUAAAGGACAGCUGGAUACUUGCUGAUGUGGGCAUAUCAGUUUCUUCGACCAUCAAAUGUGUUGUUAAGGUAUAGUACGGUUUUAAAACAAACAAACCUAGGCUGCCUAAUUAGCACGGAAAGUCUCCAUGCAUGCUGAUUUCCUCGCUAAAUUAUAGAUCUUGGGCUAGGAUCACACAGCAGGAAUCAAAAAGCACCUGAUCUUCCAAUGAGAUGCAGUCACCUUCAGAAAAUGAUGGCAGGAAAGCGCUAAUGCAAGGAGAGUUAAACCUUAGGCUGUGUACACAACGUGUUCGUAGCACAAAAAUAUGCCUUUUCUACCUGGAAUUGUACAUGCUUAUCCUCAGCGUUUUGCUUUCAAUCUGGAUUGCUUCUAGACCCUGCCAUCCACAAGCAUGGGUGUGGUUUCUUGAUAUUCCUUUGAAAUUCCUCCCUUUGAUUGGGUUAUUAUCCACACCUAGUCCUCCCUACACAUGUCCUAGGUGAAAGAGGAAGGAGGUGGCGAUUGUGACCUAGUUAGAUGCCCACCCAUUAUGUCAUUGGGCAGCUAUGUAUACACACCCUGUCGCCAGGGCUGUCGACACUUGUUUUCAAAAGAACACUGUGUGGGGUAAUCUAUGGUGACCUUUUGGAAUGAAACCAGUUUCUCAAUGCAUGCUUUCCAGGGGCAGGAAAAUAUGCAACAGAUCUUGAUUGUGCGUGGCCUACUUGGGGGGGGGGGAAAUACUCAGUCUCCACUGAUUCUAGAAUAAAAUGCCACACGUACACAGGCUUUAGCCUCACACUGAUUUGUAAGGAACUUUGACUGCACAACACACACACCAUACACUUCAAUUCCUGCAAAGAAUCAUGGGGACUGUAGUAUACUCUUCGCAGAGCUAUAAUUCCCAGCACUACAGUUCCCAGGAUUCUUGGGGGGGGGGCGGAGUCCUGUGAUUUGGAUGUAUGGUAUGAGCACAGCCUUUGAAAAAUUUCGAGGCUCUCUUUUAAAAUGCAAAACCUUGAAUAUUCCGUAUUGCUUAAUAUCCCGUAUCCUAUCACAUUCUGUAGUUCUUCAGAAAAAUGGAAACUGGGAAAAGAUAGAUCUGUACAGAAAGCACAUUAAUAUGGUAGCCAGCCCCUUGCCUGGAUGUCAGUGCCUGUGAUAUGUGAAAGGAUGUUCUGCCUCAAACACAGUUCCUCUUUGCCCCUACCUGCUGCAUCCAGCAGGAUGCUUCUUCUUGUUGUUGUUGUUUAGUCGUUUAGUCAUGUCUGACUCUUCGUGACCCCAUGGACCAGAGUACGCCAGGCACUCCUGUCUUCCACUGCCUCCCGCAAUUUGGUCAAACUCAUGCUGGUAGCUUCGAGAACACUGUCCAACCAUCUCGUCCUCUGUCGUCCCCUUCUCCUUGUGCCCUCCAUCUUUCCCAACAUCACGGUCUUUUAGCAGGAUGCUAGUUUUAACCUUAGGGAGGCAGAGGAGCAGGGUGGUGGUGUUGCUACUACUAUUAUUAUUUACCCACCCAUCAUCAGCAGGUCCCAGAGCUAGUUAAAACAAUUUAAAAAUUGAGAAUUAAAAAGAGUUGAAACAUUUUACAGUCACAAGAGUAGGGUAAGUCCCAGAAACACAAAUCUCAGGUGCUGAUGGGCUGGCUGGCUGCAGUACUAGCUCUAGGCUUGAGGACAGCCAGCCUCUUGGCAAAGUUGGAAGGGGUCCUUAGUGACACCAGGUGGACUUACCUGGUGGCGGUGGCAGCAACAGUAGCAGCAGUGCCCUGAAUCAGUACCAGGUGACUUGAAAUCCGCCAUUUAGAUUUCCCCCAAUGCCCAGAGCAGUCCCGCCCCCCCCCCCUUUGAAGCUGAUAUGCAAACAGAGAGAAUUUCUGAAUUCAGCUUGGCUGUGGUUUGAGAAUCCUGAAACAAUUUAUCCCAGGUCACUUUGUUUUCUCAGUUUGAGAGUUAGUUUGCCAGAAUUUUUAUUGUUCCUGGCACAGCAUUACUAAGAUCACUGAAGAUGAGAACAAAGCGUAGAACAUUGAGAGCUGCAAUUCUCUGCCCAGUUACCUAGGAAUGCAGUCCUCUGAUCUCAGUUGGAGUAAACAGAAUUGAACUGAAAAAGGACUGCGCUCAUAUUGGGGCAUCUACAGAGAUGGAGAAACAGAGCCAGACAUUGUUCUCUUGGCCUGGAAAUCCUAUAUUAGAAACCAUUAUUUCCAUUCAACAGGACCUUUAAUUGUGACAAGUGUUCUACAAGUCCUGUUUCGUCUUCUCUCUGAACACCUUUACUUUGUGAGGUAGGUCAGAGGUUAUUCCUAUUUCACAGAUGGGAAUGAAGGUUGCAAAAGAAGGACUUGCACUAAGUUGUAACCAGGCUGAUCUGGAAUGCAAAUCCAGCUCUUUGUAUAUAGGACAGUGCUAGGUCUUCAUAUCUUCCUGUAUCUCCCCACGGUAGAGAUUGUAAAUUAAACUGAAUUGAAUUUUAAAACAAAACUGAUUGCUGCUGUUGUGGGCUGCACCAUCAACCACAAGACCACAUUCUAUGUGUGGGCAAUGGAUGUCCCCAUGUCUUAUAGUCAGAAUUCUACAUGGGCUAUAAGCACAAUUUACCACUGGAAUAUUGAUCUCAUUGUUGGGUUUCCUUUCCAGGAAGAAGAUAAGCCAGUUUUCUAUGUUUACAAUGCUGUCACUCGUGAAAAAGUGCCCAUCAUGGGGAAGAUUUAUCUCCUGGGGUUAAAGGUUUCCCAGCUCAAAAGCCUGGUAACCCUGAAGUGUGGCUUUCCAAACAGCAUUUAUUGUCUCAGGACGCCAGAGGGCAGAGAGAUGUACGACUGCAAUACCUUGAGUGACUAUCAGUUAGAUAUAGGUAUUAAGACUGUUUGUGGGUUUUUAUCUACUCCCACCUGAUAACAUAGCUCUCCAGACUUUUCUAGAAAUAUCUGAGCUUAAGAAAUAGGUAUCAUUUUGGACUGUUUCCCUGAAUAAAAAUAUUUUUGUGUAUGUUGGACAACACCAUAUUUUGCAAUAUUAUUGGGCCUUCCCACGAGUGCCUUCUUAACAUCUGCAAGUGAUACAGAGUAUUUGGAAAUGUUAAAACGAACAAAGCUGAUAAAAAGCUAGUUAAGUCAGAUAAUUCAGCCUUUGUUCAGAGAUACUGCUGAUGCAAUGUGCACAUUAUAAAACAACAGCAACACUGUGUAGUAAGCAAUCUAUAUCUAAGUAGCCUAUGAAAUGACGAAGACAACUUGAAAGGAAGCAUUGUUGAUACACUGGUUUGCCUCAUAGAAAAGCAAAAUAAGUAGUCAUAGAGUAAGGCUGCAAGCCUAUGCUCACCUACCAGGCUGUAAAGCCCAUUGAACUCGGGGUGUAAUUCUGAGCAAAGAUAUAUGUAUAGAAUUAAUAAAUAAUUUUUUUUAUUUAUACCCCGCCCUUCCCAGUUCAGAAAACUGGGCUCAGGGCGGCUAACAACAAAUUUAAAACACUUAAUUAAUGCAACAAAAAACAGCAUAAAAUACAGUAUAAAACGUGAAUAACAAUAAAUUCAGAAUUCAAAAAUCAAUUUAGGGGGGAAAUCCAUCCAAUAAACAUUAGAUGAUCACCAGGGCUAGCUGGCUAAAUUGGUCCUAUUUGGGCCAGCGAGGAGACCAGGAGAGAAUUAGCUGUGGGAUCCCAGAGCGGGUUAUCUUCAUAAAAAGGGGAGGGGGAGGGAAAGAAGGGGAAUAAAAGAUCAGACUAAGUUCAAAUUGAAAGCCAGGUGGAAUAGUUCUGUCUUACAGGCCCUGCAGAAGGAAGUUAAAUCCUGCAGGGCCCUGGUCUCAUGGGACACAGCAUUCCACCAGGUCGGAGCCAUCACUGAGAAGGCCCUGACCCUGGUGGAGGAUAAUCUGACUUCCUUAGGGCCUGGGACCUCUAAACUAUGAUUAUUCAUGGACCUUAAGGUCCUCUGCGGGGCAUACCAGGAGAGGCGGUCCCGUAAAUACGAGGGUGUAAGGCUAUAGUCCAGUGCAUACCACUCAACUAUCCCAUUUUAAGCGGGGCAUUCCAGAUUGACAGAAGCCUUCCUGGCUUCUGAUCCCAAUCCUGGAUGCCCCAGUCCCAUGCUCUGGCCGUGCCAGAGUGCAGAACCAAAACACUGGUGUAUUUUUUGCUUCCGUGCUGUGGUGCGAGUCAAUUGGCUCACACCUGAGCACGGGGCCAAAAAACAACAACCCAGAAGCAAAACCCACCUUUCCCCCUGCACGUCUCUGCUCUUCUCACGUCUUCUGACCUGACACUUCUGGAAGCCAGUUUCCGGAAGUACGUCUGCAGUGCUGGCAGAGGAGGAAGAGGUGGCAGGCCAAGGGAGGAGGGCAGGGAGUAGGAGCAGCGUGAGCAAAGGAGAGCAGAGAUGGCUUGGGUUGGUGAGCAAGCGAAGGAGUACAAAGGUGGGACAGGUGGGAUGGUGGGGGCAGGGGUGUCCUGCUUUGCCCUCCCAGAAUUUUUGAAUGUAUGCCAGCGCAUACUCAACAGAGAAGCUCAUUAAACGUAUUUACUUCCACAGAAACCUGCACAUAAACUGGCCGCAAGAUGUACAAAGUGUCAUGGAAUUCUACUCAGUAUUGAUCCAGAGUAGAUUCCAUUGUAUAGUUAGCACAGUAACAACUUAAACAUGUUGCAGGAUCCCCAAAAAUAGACCAGAGGCAAUUAAUAUUUCAUCCAGCAGAGCUUUAUUGGUCACAAAUCCAAUACAUUCAGGAUUGGCACUGUUUAUAAGAAAUCCAGUCGCAGCAGACUUAACUUAAACUUACAAGAACUUAUAAUAAGUCUAAACCUUCACACUAAGCAUACUAUGUACAUAACACCACACUAGGCGGAAGAGAGAUAGAAAGAGAAAGUGAAACCAAGGCUACUUCUGGCCCUACUUUUAUAGUCAGCAUGACCGUGACAGAAAGAGAUAAGAGAGCCAGUUUACUAAGCCAGCUGUGCUCAGCUUCUCUGAAGGAAUAACCUAAACAAGACCCUUCUGCUUGUUUCUUUGACACAGAAAGAAACCUUCCAGGACCCUCAUAAAUUAAGCAGACUACAGGAAAGAUCUCUACGCAUCAGAUCAAUACUUUCUGUACUAAGAAAUGCAAACUAACACAAAGAAUAUACCAUACUGGCCUGAAUAUAAGCCUCACUUUUUUCCAAAUUCUGACUCUGAAAAGUUAAAGUGUGGCUUAAGUUCGCAAUCUUACAAAAAUUGGCUUUUACGAUAUUGCUGCUGAAACAGACAUAUGGUAAAAUGGAACGGGUGUGAGUGUCUGCGGGAUUUUAAGGGAGUGGCUUAUAUUUGGGUAUUGUCCCUCCCCCCCCCUUGAAUUUUAAAGGUGCGGCUAAUCUUUGGAUACAGCUUAUACUCAGGCCAAUACGGUAUUAGCGUUUCCCAACCUGAUGCUCUCUCCAUGUUUGGACUAAAGCUCUUAUUGGCUAUGCUGGCUGGGGCUGAUGGGAGUUGUAGUUCAAAGCAUCUGGAGGACUUGCAGGUUGGGGAAAGCAGAACUGUAUAGAACUCAAAUAGCACACUUUGGUUGUGAUGGCAUGUAACAACAGUUCCCGCCAGCAAAUGACCUUGUGAAAAGUCUAUUAUAACAUGUGAGAUUUUAAAAUUUUCAUGAAAAAGCUAGAAGCAGAGCAAAGGACUGGAACUUUCCGUUGGCAGGCACAACUCUUCACCUGGAUGUUUGGGAUGGGUGGAAAGAAUUCCUGACUGGAUGUCUCUUAGGAAACAAGCCCAAGGUCCAGCGCUAUCUUUCAAAGGAAGAACCAGUGCUCAGGUACAAUCAAUUUAAAAUAAUAGUUAACUUUAUAAAGAGGUUUUCCAUUUGAGACCGAAACGGUCAGUUUCAAAAUGCCCCUCGCCUUAAAGAAAAAAAACUUUCUUAUUUGGCCUAGGUUCUAAUCUUGCUUUGACACCUUUAUGAAAGGUGCUUCUCAGGCAAAUUAGGUGCCUCCAUAGAUUGCAAAUGGAGACAGGGAGAGAAACAAAAACAAAAUGCAAACCCCAAAGUACUUAGGACUCAGCUAGACUGGUAAAGAAAAUGUGUUUUAUAUGCGUUGUAUAUGCAAUAUAACAUUGUGCCACCAGAUGAAGAUGUGGAGUCCCAUUUUUCUCUACCCGUUUUCCCUGUUUAAAUUCACAACGCUUUAAACUGAAACGCUUCUUUGGUGUGUCUAGAUCCAGCCUUAGAUGGAGCUUGAUCUGCACAGCCCUAGUGAGUAGUUGCUUUUACAGUCAGAAGCAAUCUGCCCGGACGCUGAGGUCCAGCGCCGAGGGCCUUCUGGCAGUUCCCUCACUGCGAGAAGCAAAGCUACAGGGAACCAGGCAGAGGGCCUUCUCUGUAGUGGCACCCGCCCUGUGGAAUGCCCUCCCACCAGAUGUCAAAGAGAGAAACAACUACCUGACAUUUAGAAGACACCUGAAGGCUGAAGGUUCAGGGAAGUUUUUAAUGUGUGACAUUUUAAUGUAUUUUUAAUCUUUGUUGGAAGCCUCCCAGAGUGGCUGGGGAAACCCAGCCAGAUGGACGGGGUACAAAUAAUAAAUUAUUAUUAUUAUUAUUAUUAUUAUUAUUAUUAUUAUUAUUUACUUUUAUUCACGGAUUUUCAGACUCAUGACUUAAAAAAAACCUUGUUGCAUUAUCCUCUCUCUACUGUGUGCCUAACUAUGAUUUUUGCAAAGGACUUGUUUUACUUUUCACUAUUCAUUCAUGUUCUCUCUCUCAGAUAUCAAAAGAGGGUAGCUCUCUAUAUGGCAGCCUUUUUCGGGCACCUUCAGCUUUUGGCGUGGCUCCUGAAACAGGGUGUGAAACCCACUGAACCAGUUGGCAUACAUCCCUAUCGAGAGUGGUGUCACGAAAGCAGCCAGCCGGAUGUCACCAGUUGUCCAGUUCAUGCAGCUGCGGAAGCAGGCCAACUCAUGGUUCUGAAAGCCUUUGUCAAUUACAGUGUCUUAUGCCUCGAAUGCCAGAACUCUGCAGGACAAACUCCCUUGCAGCUAUGUAUCCAACACAGACACAAGAACUGUGUGCUGUAUUUAGUCACCAAGAUGUGGUCCGUGGUUUCUUACCCUAAUUCCUCCCUUCCCAUGAAAAUCUACAUCAAGUUAAAACUGUGGCUGCUUAAGGCUCAAAAUAACAUCUGUACGAAGAAGCUGCGCAAGCAGACAUCAGUCUUCAGGACUAGGGUUGGGGACACUGUCCUUGUGGAUGGUUUCACAGAACCCAAAAUGACUUCCAAAAGUUUUUAUUCGGCCACAGUCAAGGGCACAGGCCGCAGAGGCUAUGAACUACCAAACAUAAACUCUCAGUUCCAGCACGGGCAGGGUGACUGGUGCUUGACGAUUUCAAAGGGGUACCUAGGGACAAAUGUCAAAUUGCCCCUGGUAGCAGAUGCAUACAACCAUGCUAAUGCGGGCAGACUGACACAGAAAAAUAACGCCAGGAGGAAGAUUCUGCACAUUAGCAGUGAAGAAAAUAUGGACCAAAAUAUGUGUUUAGCAAGAGUUCCUCUACCCGCUGUCUCUGUUGUCAAGCCUGUUUCUCGUUAUUCCAUCUCCAAUGCAAAAAUUCUGCUCAAUUCUUCUGUCAAGUCUUUUUCAGAACACAGUGGAAGAUCACCAAGGGAGAAUGCAAUCUACUGCUUAGCUAUAGCCAGGUAUGUUUAUCUUUGUUCUUACCAAGGGUGGGCAGUGCACCCAGAAACACCCCAGUUUGAAAGGCAGCAGCUAAUCACACUAUUGGUGUUGUAUCCUUUUUAAUUCUGCCCCCACCCCACCGUCAAGACUGAAUAAAAUAUAAAUAAAUAAAAAGUGACAUUUUAAAGUACAUGGCUUCCCCAAAAGAAUCCUGAGAACUGUACUUUACCCCUUGCAGGGCUAUAAUUCUCAGCACCUGUAAUAAAAUACAAUCCCCAGGGUUCUUGGGGUGAAACAUCUUCUUUAAGCAUGUGUUAGGUGUGCUUUUGAGGACGUGGGUGGCGCCGUGGUCUAAACCACUGGGCCUUGGGCUUGCCGAUCAAAAGGUCGGCGGUUCAAAUCCCCGUGAUGGGGUGAGCUCCCGUUACUCAGUCUCAGCUCCUGCCAACCUAGCAGUUCGAAAGCACGUCAAAGUGCAAGUAAAUAAAUAGGUACUGCUCCGGCGGGAAGGUAAACAGCAUUUCCGUGCGCUGCUCUGGUGUCGGUGUUCCGUUGUGCCAGAAGCGGCUUAGUCAUGCUGGCCACAUGACCCAGAAAAACUGCAGAGUGGACCAACGCCGGCUCCCUCAGCCUGUAAAGCGAGAUGAGCGCCACAACCCCCGAGUCAUUCGCGACUGGACUUAACUGUCAGGGGUCCCUUUACCUUUAUGUUUUAGGUGUGCUUUAAAGGCAUAUGUUUUAUGCAUUUUCCUGAUCUUCCACAAGCUAUUUUAUCCCAUUGAUUCACCCAAUUCUAUGUAUCUUUCUAGUACAGUGGUAUCCCGGGUUACAUACGCUUCAGGUUACAGACUCCACUAACCCAGAAAUAGUGCUUCAGGUUAAGAACUUUGCUUCAGGAUGAGAACAGAAAUCGGGCUCCGGUAGCGCAGUGGCAGCAGGAGGCCCCCAUUAGCUAAAGUGGUGCUUCAGGUUAAGAACAGUUUCAGAUUAAGAAUGGACCUCCAGAACGAAUUAACACCACUGUACCAAACUGCACUGAUCUUCUUUACAGUUUUAUUUAACAUUUACCUCCCAUAUUUCUAUGGUGAGCACAGCAGUCAACUUAAGAAAAUAAAAAUUUUCCUGGAAAGAAGUUCCAUCUAGCCAUUAGUCAUAGUAGGAUAUCGCCCAUUGGAAACAAUGGGACAUACUUCUCAAUAGAUAAUUGUAAGAUUGGGACCUAAAUCAUAAAACAAAAGCACUAGAAAAAGCGAGAUACUAUCAACCAUACAGCAGUGAAAUAUCAUAAAAACAGCACAGCAUCCAGCAGAGAAAACAUGCCAGCCUGAAAACACCUGUCAACAUAAAAUGUGCUUGAUCUUAAGAAUCUUCUUAAAAGUGAGAAAAGAGGGGGCCAGAUAGACCUGAUUUGGCAGGGUCUUCUACAGCUAAGGCACCACAACUGAAAAGGCUGUACUGUCAGGAUCUCAUCCAACUCAGAUCCUGGGGAGAGCUGUUCAACGAAAGAAGCUUGAGGUCUCACAGAGAACUCUGUUCAUCUGAACACCUGGAGGGACCCGCAGUAGGUUAAAAGCAGCCUGAGCAGCCCCAUCUCAGGGAUGCCUCACCUCUACACCCCUGGCCUUAUUUUUUGGAGUAUGUACCCUGCCCUGAAAACAGCUGAUACAACGCAGGACUGAAUGUUUUUUUGGUCUUGUUUUUUAAAAACCAAAUACAGUGGUACGGUACCUUGAUUCUCAAACUUCAUCCGUUCCGGAAGUCCGUUCCAAAUCCAAAGUGUUCCAAAACCAAGGCGUGCUUUCCCAUAGAAAGUAAUACAAAACGGAUUAAUCCGUUCCAGACUUUUAAAAACAACCCCUAAAACAGCAAUUUAACAUGAAUUUUACUAUCUUACAAGGCCGUUGAUCCAUAAAAUGAAAGCAAUAAUCAAUGUACUGUACUAUAAAAUAAAUAAGACAUUAUUGUAAAUGAUAAAAAUUAAAAUUAUUUUUUUUCUUACCUGCACUGAUGAUAGCCAUUGUUUGGAUGGGGGGCUUUUAUCCAUUUCCACAAUCACACAGUCAAUCAAUCAGUAGCUGAACUGGGUUCCACACAGUCACAAAAACAAAUUAAUCAAAAAAGCCUCAAAAACUCAAAAUAAAUACCAAAAACAAAAGUGCCAACCUUAAUCCGUCUCGGAAGUCCAUUUGACUUCCAAAAUGUUCAAAAACCAAGGCGCAUCUUCUGAUUUGUGCAGGCGCCCCAGAAACAAUAGCCGACAAUCGCAUUGGAUGUUCAGCUUCUGAAAAACAUUUGAAAACCAGAACACUUACUUCCAGGUUUUCGGCAUUUGGGAAUCAAGGCGUUUGAGUACCAAGGUACCACUGUAAAUGAAGUCUGCAGCUUAUUUAACAAAUGCAUGACAGCUGGAUCUGACUUAGGGUCGGGGUAGGCUACUUUAUUCUGAGAAAAAACACAGAAUACAUAAUCUCCCUCUCUUAAAGAUUUUAUUUUUAAGUGCAUAUGCAAGAGAGAAGUGCAGAUGCAGUAACUGAAUCUUCUUUAUUAGCUGUAAUAUUUAUUUGGGGGGUGACUCCUACAAAAGGGUGUCUUGGAUAGACUUGAGAGUGAGACUCUCGCUGAUGAAUGCAUACUGCCACCAUGUGGUGGUAGUGAUUUAAGCAAUAGUAACCCUGAUGUUUCCAUCUGAAGAAAAAUACCUUUAUGCAGCUGCAAGCUAAAGGAUGGUAGGAAACAGCAGGAAACUGCUGAGUAAGCUGACAGUUGCUAAACUGUGCAGGGAAAUAAAACAAGCAAAGAACUAGGUAAUAAGCGUAGACAACAUAUAAAAUGGAAGAGACUGAUCUGCAUCAAAUGAUGACCCAAAACCAUGGUUUUAGGUUAGGCUGAUUGGUAACCAACUAUCAUGUACCUUUGCUUCUGCAUAACAUCUGAAGUCUGGGAACGGUGGCUUGUUCUAACCAAAGGGAGUUAAAACCAAGCAAGAAUCAUACUGUGAUUUCAGUUCCUGGAUUGUUUACUUACUGAGGACAUAUCUACCUACAUUUCCAUGAUGGACCUUUUAAGAGCCAUACCAUUCACCAGUGGAUUUUCCAGACCCACAGAGGGAUCUUUAUUAGCAAGGGGAAGGAGGGCCAGAGGCAGAUGCUUUGUGACAUUCUUAGGCAGCCAGUGGUUAAGAGCAAUAGCACAGCCCUGAUGGGUCAGACCAAAAGGCCCAUCUAGUCCAGCAUACAACCAUAUACCUAUGAGAAGUCUACAAGCAUGACAUGAAUGUAAUUACCCUCUUCUGGGUUAUGGUCACCAAUAAUUGUUAUGCAGAGGUAUAUUGCUUCUGAUACUGGAGGCAAUAUAGCUAUUAUGACUAGUAGUCAUUUGAUGUCCUCCAUGAAUAUAUGUUUUGUCCUAGUUUAAGUGACUGGAGAUUUCUGCAGCGUAACCUGUGCCCAUCUUAGGCGAAAGGUAAAAACUAUGAUCACUGCUGUGGUCUCUCUUUGAUGAUGCAUGAAGCUGAAACAGGCUAAUGUUUGCCAUGGAAGUUUCCUGAAAUAGUCUUCACAUGAUAAUCAGUCCCUAUCUGACCACCGUAUUUAGAGUUGUAUAGAUUAGGAGUGGGGAUCCUGUGGCCCUCCAGAUGUUGUUUGCCUGCAGCUUCCACAUGCCUGAUCGUUGGUCAUGCUGGCUGGGGCUGAUGGGAGUUGGGAGUUGAGCAUCUCAUAACACAUCACGUAGCAAAACUGUUCCUGGACUGCGCCACCUCAAGCUGCAAGUGGGGAAUUAAUAUGUCUGAAUGUUUUCCCUGUUGGAAAUGGGGUGGAAUCCUGCACACAGGAAACCAACAGCAUGGAGGUUGCUCCUAGACACAUUCUGUGUUCGGUAAGUUUUGAGGCAAUGUAGGCUCCAGUUCCCAUCAGCCCUAAGCAGUACAGUCUACAAUCAGGGGUGAUGGGAGCUGUAGUCCAACAACACCAGGAGGGCUGCAGACUAGCCACCUCAGCAUUAAGCCUUUGGUUUAAUCACUCUGUGUUUGUCUCUUGCAGAAACAAACCCUAAAUACAUCUGAAUGUAAAUAUUCACAUUUAUCCCUUUAUCACCUUGCCUCUUUUUUCCCGCUUUUCCCCCUGGUAUCUCUCCCUCUGGAUAAAUUCCAAUUGCAUUCCCUUUGGGGCAAGGAAUUCUAAUUUUGCUUAUGUUAAUCUGCAAAGCUCUACAUACACCUACAGUACUACAUAAAUAAAAAUAGUACGAGAUGGAAAUUCAUCAACCAACUAUAGCAUUACUACAUAUUUAUGUUUCCUUGAUUUAAAACAGGGUGUUUGGGUUUGUCUGUUUGCUUUUAUAUAUAUUUAAAACUAGGUGUGAUAUGUACUUAUUCUCUGCUUUUUCUUUGACAGUGAAAAGUAACAGACAUCAUAUCUAAAUCUUCUAUUGCAGUGCAUUUAAAGAGAAACCUUGGCUCGAACAACUUGGCAUUGCAAGAACCCUGGCUAAAAAAAGCAUAUACAAACCUGUGUGCUUACCAACCUCCAUUUGAAACGAGCAUUUGCUGGAGAUGAUCCAUCUUGAAAAGUUGUGUUUGGAGAUCCUGACACAUUUGCUGAAAAUUUUAAGCUAGAUUUCCCACCCCACCAACUACAUACAAAGAGGAUUACAUCAUGGAAUAUUCGUAAGACAGAUAUAUUCAAAAUGUAAUAUAUAAUUUGUGACUGUAUAUUUUUGGCUCUUAGUGUCAGGCACUGUAAAUUGACAGGCCUUGUAAGCAGUCAGCAUGCUACUUUACAUAAAUUUCAUCUGAGGGGAGUAGAUUGAGAGAGAAUCAUUUUUGAAGGCUAGUAAGUUGGAACUGACAGAUGGACUUUUCCCCCCUGAGGACUGAAGUCUGUUUUAAAAAAACACCGAAUUGCAGGUUUUUUUUAAUGCAGCAAAUAAACCUAUACAAAGUUGACGAAGACUUGCUUAUAUAAAAACAAAAUUAGUUAAAAACUGAAGUGAAGCCUCAAGAGAGAUGGAGCCUUUGAGUAAUGAGGACUAUUUUCAGACUAUCCAGUACUCAACGUGUACAAUAGGUGCUGUCUUUGGAGAAUUGGAUUGAGGGUUAAAUUUGUAGAUUAAAAUUGAAACCUUCUGUCUCAUGUGUGGGAGAAAUACAAAAAGUAAACGGGCUGUGAAACCUUUCCAGCAGAGUAAAAGCA